This is a messenger RNA of Besnoitia besnoiti, 456 nucleotides long. RefSeq lists its product as uncharacterized. The record is from RefSeq and is a predicted model, not a curated record. NCBI's taxonomy places the organism in Eukaryota, Apicomplexa, Conoidasida, Eucoccidiorida, Sarcocystidae. The transcript has a single exon. Bases 1 to 456 code for a protein of 151 amino acids.
AUGACCUCCUCCCUCCUCCUGGCGCUCCUUACAGCGCUGCCCCUGAGAGCGCAGAAAACUGUUCAAGAGAGGAGGUGGUGCGACACUUACGCCUCCACGCAGAGACACAAGCAGAGACAAAGCCGCGUACCAGUACAACUGAAGUACCGAGACAACUCAGAGCUGCGGGGAAGGAAGCACGCUCCUGAGCUGCGACUACGGAAGGGGACCCCCACCCUCGAAAAUCGUCUCGAAGACCGCCUCUCCACGGCGUCUGUAUGCAGCAGUGCUGCUGGCACGUCCCAGCUCAUUAUCCACUUGCUUGCUCUCCGGCGCGCGCCUGGAGGCAUCACUCGCAGUCGCCCGAGGCGAUGCGACAAAGAAAACCGCGCCAGCGGGAAGCGAAGGGGAUGGGGAGCAGCGCGACGCUUAGGCUUUUCUGCGCGGACACAGCAUAAGAAUCAAAAUGAACCAUGA